GAUCGGAUUACAGCCCGUGCGCUUCGCAGCUACUAGCUUACCGCCCGUGCUCCAAUCACUGGCAGCCUCGCGCACACCGGGUGCUCUCCGACUGACCAUUUCACAUUUCGAUACGCCUCUUCAAAAAAAAAAAAGAAACAACCUUUUUUAAAAAAAUCGAACUCGAUUUUUGCAUCACUGUCCGAGGGCUACAAUGCCCAUUGCAGAGCCGUCUGCGUGCUCAGCCUCCUUACGCGGAGAGUAGACCGGGAGCAGGGAAGAGAGAGAAAAAAAAUCUCUCUCCUUUCACCAUCACUCCCUGCAAUCUCAAUCGGGCACUGAAUAGCGAGACAUCCGACCACGGGGACCGGUGACUUCAAUUGAUCUGAUUUGCUUAUAUUUCUCUUUUUUUUUCGUCCUCCACCAGUAUAGCCAACAUCUUCUGUUUCGUUUCGGGUCUUAUAUAUAUACCGAGGUAUAAAAAACGCGGAGCCGUCGUGAUCUGUUCCGUGGAAAUUAUUAUUUUGAGGGGCUCCUCUUUUUCACUCUAUUCGCUGAAUAAUUUGUGAGCGGUGGAUUUGUUAACAUGGAGACGGUGGAAAAAGAAUGCGGAGCGUUGGGUGGGCUCUUCCAAGCCAUCGUCAAUGAUAUGAAGUGCUCAUACCCGGUGUGGGAGGACUUCAGCGCCAAGGCAACCAAGCUGCACUCCCAGCUCCGGGCUACGGUUUUGGCGGCCGUGGCCUUCCUGGAUGCCUUUCAGAAGGUGGCGGACAUGGCGACCAACACCAGAGGUGCCACCAGGGAUAUUGGAUCUGCGCUGACCCGGAUGUGCAUGAGACACCGUAGCAUCGAGGCCAAACUGCGCCACUUCACCAAUGCUCUGAUGGAGAGCCUGGUCACCCCGCUCCAGGACAGAAUCGAGGAUUGGAAGAAAACUGCCAACCAGCUGGACAAGGACCACGCCAAAGAGUACAAGCGAUCCCGACAUGAGAUCAAGAAGAAGUCUUCCGACACACUUAAGCUGCAGAAGAAAGCCAGGAAAGGCCGCGGGGACCUGCAGCCGCAGCUGGACAGCGCCAUGCAGGACGUGAACGACAUGUACCUGCUGAUGGAGGAGACGGAGAAGCAGGCGGUGCGCCGCGCCCUGGUGGAGGAGCGGGGACGCUUCUGCACCUUCAUCGGCUUCCUGCAGCCCGUGGUGAAUGGCGAGAUCGCCAUGCUGGGGGAGAUCACCCACCUCCAGGCCAUCAUCGAUGAUCUCACCGUGCUGACCACUGACCCCCACAAACUGCCCCCCGCCAGCGAGCAGGUGAUCAAAGACCUGAAGGGCUCUGAUUACAGCUGGUCCUACCAGACUCCGCCCUCCUCCCCCAGCAGCUCUGGGUCCAGGAAGAGCAGCAUGUGCAGCAGCGUAAACAGCGCCCACAGUAGCGCCUCGCGCUCGUCCAGCGGCUCUCAGACUCUGACACCAGCCAGUCCGCCGUGUGAGAAGGAGCUCGGUUACGCGUGUUCUGUGACAGAAAACUGUGAAGGCUUUGCUAAGUCAUCCAGCUCUGCAUCCUCGGAGGCCUCAGAGACCUGUCAGUCAGUCAGCGAGUGCAGCUCUCCCACCACGGAUUGGUCCAAACCAGGUCCCUAUGAGCAGCCAUUGGUCAGCACGCUGCAGAGAAGGAAGGAGCCCCUUGAGCGGCUCAGGGAGCCCGAGGCUUCCGCUGGCGCCCAGGGGUAUUCUGGGAUGCAUCCGGAGGACCCACAGCAGAGGCCGCGGAUGACCCCCGCCUCCAUUGCUGCCAAGCACGGAGAGGAGGUCUCCCCUGCAGCCAGUGACCUGGCCAUGGUGCUGACCCGCGGGCUGAGCAUGGAGCAGCAGAAGAGCAGCCGGGACUCCCUGCAGUACUCCAGCGGCUACAGCACCCAGACCACCACCCCCUCCUGCUCCGAGGAUACCAUCCCCUCCCAGGUGUCUGACUACGACUGUUACUCUGUGAACGGAGACGCGGAGGGGGAGGGGCAGGCAGAUUUCGACAGGUCGUCCACCAUCCCCCGCCACAGCAACAUCGCCCAGAACUACCGGCGCAUGAUCCAGACCAAGAGGCCCGCCAGCACCGCGGGCCUCCCCAGCGGGAUGGCGGCCCAGGGCGGCCCGGCCGGGGUGGGGGGAGGGGGCGGGGGAGGAGGAGGGGGUCCCGGGACCCCGGGGACGGCCACCAUCCGCCGGACCCCCUCCACCAAGCCGGGGGUGCGGCGCACGCUGUCCAACGUGGGCCCCAUCCCCAUCCGCCCGCCCAUCGUGCCGGUGAAGACGCCCACCGUGCCCGACUCGCCCGGCUACGCGGGGCCCCCGGGGAGGGUGGGCAGCGAGGAGUGCGUCUUCUACGCCGAGGACGCCUCGCCCAACGCACUGGAGUACGUCAAGGCCUCGCCCAAACGCCUGAGCCUGCCCAACACGGCGUGGGGCGCGGCGGCGGGCCUGGGGGAGAUGAGCGUGUACGGCCAGCCCGCCGCCGCCGCCACCGCCGAGGAGGAGCAGCUGCUGGCCGCCAACCGCCACAGCCUGGUGGAGAAGAUCGGCGAGCUGGUGGCCAGCGCCCACGCCCUGGGCGAGGGCCAGUUCCCCUUCCCCUCGCUGCCCGACGACCCGCCGCCCGGCCCCAGCCCCGCCCCCGACCGCGACCCCCACGCCCCGCAGGGGGAGGACAUGCUGGUGUCCAUCCGCCGGGGGGUGAGGCUCCGCAAGACCAUCUCCAACGACAGGUCGGCCCCCAGGAUUUUGUGAUGCUCCGCUUCGAGACCGCCAGCAGGGGGCGACGUCGGUCGGGCCUGGGCCCGGCAGUACCACUGACUCUGUAGAGAAUUACGUAUGUCUGUCUGAUAAAAGCAGAUUAAAAAAAAAAUAAAAAACGGAAGGAAAGAAAGAAUAAAAGCGUCAUUAAAGUAAAAAAAAUAAAUAAAUAAUGGUAAUAAUAAUAAUAAUACUGAAAAUAAUGAAAAAAUAAUAAUUAAUGAGUAAAUAAUGAAGAAAUGAAAGGCCUUUGGCCACCAUAAUUUUAGUGUGUACAGACGCAUGUUUUUUCAUAUUAACACCCCCGCCGGAUAUUCUGUUAAUAAUGAGGCCCUGGGCUGGCUGUGGGACCCUGUUUUCCAUUUCCUGCUUAAACCCCCUCCCCCCCGCCCCCCCGACCCCAAAUCUCUGGUCCCCAAACACUAACCUGUGACCCCUAUAGGGGGCAGCUAACGUCAGGUCACUGAGAAUGUGGUAGAACAGGCUGCUGCCCCCUGCCACACCCCCCCCCCCGCCCGCUCGACCCCCACCCCACCCCAAAACCCACUUUCCCACGCCGGCUCCCCCUCCACAUGUCCGACGUCACAUCGUAGGCUUGAAACCAUAGUAACGAACCCCUCUCUCUCUGUGCGUCCGUGUCUGUGUGUCUGUCAGACUGGCUGAAGAAUGGGCGGGGCCCUGCUGCAGGUCAGCUGGUAUACCUCUGCUGCUGGGAUUGGUCUCUGUCUUAAGGGUUUCCCUUAGUUACGUACUGGUUUAAAAAAAAAAAAAAAAAAUUUUAGUUCCUUUUUUUUCAAGCUGCGUCAUUAACGUAUAAAAAAGCUGUGUUGCUGUGUGUCGAGAAAUGAAGAAAUUAUAUCAUAUCAUAUAUAUUUUUUUGGAAUUUCCUUCUGAAUUCAAGCAAUAAGUGUGCUUUCUUGGGGGGGGGGGGAGGGGGGGGGAGGGAAAUUAACGAGUAACUUUUGUUCGAUGUUUAGGCCUCGUCUUAGUAACUUUCAGGAAGUCACUGGGCAGACACAGCCAGGGUGUACCUGCCCUGUAUUCUGUAGGACUGUGGCACUUUGAUAUUGAAUUCCCAGUGCUGACCACUAGGUGUCACUGUGACCAUGCUGUUUACAGUGUUUUGUGCAUUGGUUAAGGAGUGGCGAUUGCCUUCAGACGUACAUGUUUUUUGAACUACAGAAAUACAUUGAGCUGGUGAUGUCUGUGAGAGAAGAGAUGGCAAAGGAAGUGAGAAAGAGAUUUGGGGGUAGGCGGUGGGGUAGGGUGGGGUGGGGGGUUCCAGUCGAGGAUGGUGUGCAAACGUCACCCGAAGAGGGCGAAUUUAAAAAUGCGAGAAACACUAUAUUUAUAUAUGCAAGGGAUAAUAAGCAUGGAUUUCUGAAAGUGUCCGAAGCCUCGUAGUAGGUGAGGCCCGUUGAGUAGAGUGACAGUAGCUGUGCAAGGCAUUCUGGGAAGGGUUUUUGAAGGAUACGUGAGCUGUGGGGGUGGGUUUUGGGGAGGGGGGGGGCGGGUGGUGGUGGUGGUCUGGGGGCAACAGCAGGCAGAGAGCGAGGUUCAGUGUGUUGUAAACAGCGUUCUAGCUCAGGGGAUACAGAGCAGCACUGCAGGAGGGUGCCUCUUGGCGGGCGACGCGUGCGCGGGCUCGCUGCGGUUAGCGUAGCUUCAGCGCCGCGUUCAGAGCUCGCGCGUACCUGCGGAGCGGGUGAGAACGGACGCAUCCGCUCGUCGUCUGGAGAACGAGGUGUGCGUCUUUCUGUGAAGAGAAAAGGUAACCGAGGGCGAUGGUGAAGUAGCAAACACAAUGUCCAGGGAUUUCUGUUUCUAUUAGUCUAUAGAAUAAAAAAAAAGAAGCCAAAGUAAUUCCCUAGAGGAGUAAGAGGAGUCGUGCAUGCCUAGUACACGCGUUUCAGAUUUUCAGUUAAACUGCCAAAUGUAAAAAAAAAAAAAAAGAUGGAAAAAAAAAGGAGAAAAAAAAGCGGAAUGUCGCAUUACCUCUUGUUCAGAGGAAAUCUUACAUGUACAUACUGUAUGUCCUUUAAUAAUUUAGGAAGGAGAGACGGGAAAAGGUAAAACAAUAUUUGUUAUUUUUUUUGACCACUGGAGUGUGGCGGGAACAAGGAAGCUUGCUUUCCCAGAGUGCUUUUUAAAAAUAAAACGUGCGGUAAUUCCUACUGAAUUGGGCAUUUGAGGGGGUGCGCCACUGAAGUACCAGGGGGUCCCCUCGACAGACUCAGCCGGUAACGACCACCGAUCAGCGUCCAUCGCCGGGAACAGGGGUGGGCACGCAAUACAAUACGCUUUUAUCCGCAUGGAAUUAUGGGGGAUUUUUUGUAUGCUCUGUUCUUAGGAGUGGCAGCCAUCUUUAAAAUAAAUAAAUAAAUAAAUAAAUACAAAAUAAAAAAACGAGAGAGCUCGGUUGUCUUGCCUUGAGGAGGCAGAGCGGGUUUUUCUAGAACAUUCUCCUCUGGUGGUGGAAAAGGCUAUGCUCCAGCACUGUGACUAGACUCAAGGGGGUGUUUUGGGGUGUGGGGGAGGGGGGGGGCUUAUUGGGUUUUGGGGGGGGGGGGGAUGGGGGGCAGCAGCACAGCACCCCAGCGGCAGUGGCCCCGCCCAGGCAGGGCGUGUCUGGACCGGCGGCCAGCGAAGGUGAUCACCAGUAGAACUCUCGUUAAAAAAGCACAGGUCAUAACUUUGUAUAUACGUAUAUAUAUCCGAAGGUGAACACUAACCAUAUACGUCACAUUGCAAAUAUAAAAGAAAGUGUUUGACACUAAUAUUGUCUAGAAGUACUGGAACAAAAAAAAAUAAAUAAUGAAGGCAAAAGUCAAGUCUACAAAGGGCAUCAAGAAUAAUACGGCAAUGUGUUUUUAGCUGAACUGAAAACAAAUGUCUGUCAAACCUUAAUAAUGUCAGUGUAGAUACUGUACACUUUUGAUUUUAUCUGUGCAAACUAAAACCGGUUGUAAUUUUUUUUUAAGGUAGUUUUUUUUCCCUUCCUUUCCCCCCUCACCACAUUUCAUUCGUUCCAUUUGAUUGUAUAUGAUUGUGAAAACAGACUCCGGAGUGAAACUGAAGGGAUAAGACUGAGGGUCACAGCUGAAGUAAUGCUACGUAGGUGUUGAUUGGGGGGGGGGGGUCUCUCUCACCCCUGUCUUAAUUGGGCUGAGAUUCGAAAGCUCGCUCAGCAGGUGAAAUGCGCACAUGCACAUGAACGCACACACAGGCACACGCACACGCAGACGCUUGAUGCUCAGGCUUCCAGGUGCGGACAGCCCCGAAACAGCCCCCCCUCUCUCCAACCCCUCCCACCCCCCCCCCCCCCACCCACCCAAACCCGACGCGUCCAACUCAACCCUUUGCUCCCGUGUCCUCUGCAGCGUGUGAUCCAUUUCCUGUCGGGACGCGCCUUGGUUAGAUGUGCCGUUCGGUCACCAUACCUUAGCCUGGCCUCCUGUACCAGGAGGGGAGGAGGGAUCCCCAAAAGGAGGGAGGGGGGGAACCCCAGAAGGAGGAUGUUGGGAGUUGUGACUACACGUGUAGCAGAGAAGCCCCUUUCCUGUCACCAGGGACGCACUGCAGAGCCGAGGCCCGGUGUUCUUCCUCUCCGCAAGGGGUCGGGGAUCAGGGGUCAGGGGUCAGAGGUCGAGCCUCAUUUAAACCGCGGGCACUAAGCAUUUACCGAAACCUGUUCCCUCCCAAAGCAGGCUAGCUGAAGGGUACACGUGUUCCUCCUGUGGCUCGGACGGCGGGAGGCAAAUCGCUCGCGCUCUCCAGAAAACGCUCAUGAUUGCAGUGAAGUGGAGGCGUGUGGUGCAACAAAAAAACCUUAAACGGGAACCAAAUUUCACCUCCCGUCUGGCUGCGGGGCAGAAGGGACAUAAUUUGCUGUUGCGCUUAUCUGAGUUCAGGUCCCACCUCCUUCACGCUGCUCAGCGCUGCGUGAAGCCUUUCAGCCAAUCAGAGCAGCCGCUGCUCCUCCGCGAGCUGGCGGUCGGGCUUAGAGCGGGAUUCGCCGGUUCCCGCGUGAACAAAAAAAAAAAAAAAAGAUUAUUUCCCGCUGUUUUGAAAUCCAGGAGAGGCAAUAGUUGUGUCAGGUGUCCUGCUGUGCUGUUGUAAAUAAACAGCAGAGGAUAUUUUGUGUUGGAAAACUACCCCCCCGCUGCGCCUGCAAGCGCUCUUGGAUAUAUUAGCGCGGCUGAACUCAAGCGCGGAGCUCUGCUGGCGUUCGAUGAGCUCGAACCUUUGCGGGUUUGUGCCCGGUCAGCACUUUUGUGCGUGAGUUUUGGAACUCCGCGUGCCCAUUGAUUCCACACGCUCCUCGCCCCCCGUGUCUCAGCCAAUAGAACGUGGCGUGCGAGCGGCUGCAGGGAGCCAAUGGGAGGACGGGUUAUAAACCCAUUUGGGGAUGGGAGGGGGCUGCCUUUUGGGGUUCCCAUCCACCCUUUGCCUGUAAGUGCAGGCUCUUUUUUUUAGGGUGAAUGUUGUCCCAUAAGCUCUCCCAUCCUGCAUACUCUUUAGGAUAUAUAUGUCACAUAUAUCUGACUAUAUUGAUUGAUUGAUUGAUUGAUUAGAUUUUUAUUUUGGGUAAAAGAAUGCAUGCCAUCCAAUGGCUGGAUGCCAGUUUGUGCCCAAGAGGACAGCUCAUAAGAACGCUAGCAGUGCUCAUAUCCCAUGCGGUCCUCGGCCUCAAGGCAAAAAAAUAAAUAAAAAAUCAAAUGGACGUGCAACGGACAACGAAACGAGCAAAUUUCACCCUUAUAAAACUUUCCAGUAAGAAUCAGAAAAUAAACCAUCAGCUAGAUCAACUAAAUAAGGCCAAUCUUACAGAAAUAAAAUAAAAUAAAAAACGUAAAAUAAGGGAAAAACAUAGGGCGGCACCUUGGUCCGUGCUGCCGCCUUCUCGAUGCCCCCACCCACCCCACCCCUCCACCCACCCACUUAAACAUGCAGUACCGCUUGUGCGCUGUAGCUGUGCCCACCUCUUACUACGCCCACUGCGUGUGGCGAGCAGGCGGAAUUUGCCAUGCUGAUGUACAGGUGUGCAGGAAACCCUUCGCGGUGCCAGGAGAGUUCUGACACAGAUGGCAGUUUGGAUUUUGCCCCGGUACAUUGCUACACCCACUCUCCCAACCCACACAACGUCUGUGCCAUGUUUUUUUUUUUUUCUCUCUUUUUAGUUUCAGUUAAAAUAUAUGGAACAUUUGAAACUAUGGAACCAAAUCCCAGUUAUAUCCGCGCGACUCACAACGUCACACAAACGAAUCAAGCCUGCCUCUCCCCAACGAGGUCACUGGGGUGUGCGUGUGUUCAGCUAGGUGCCAUGAAAACUGAAUGUCCGCCUUUUUAAAAUUUCUUUUCUCCCCGUGUCUUCAAACCCUCACCGUCUCAAAAUCCACCCCCCCCCCCCCACCCUCACAACCCUGUCUUUCUCUCACAACACCCAACCCCUCCUCCCGCCCCCAAGACAAAAAAGCUAAAAACACUGCGUCUAAUGAACUUGACCUUUGCCGCAGUUUUAUUUAAAUGAUUAUUUUUAUUAUUGUGAAGAGAUAUGAUGUGUGUGUUGUUUUUUUUGUACAAAACCCCUUGUUCCCAGUGAAGUCCAGUAACACUGCAGGUGCCGUUGUCACACUUGUCCUCUUUUUCUUCUCUUUCUUCUUCUCGUUCUUCUUCUUCUUCCUCCUCUUCUUUUUUAAUUUAUUGUGUUUUUCCAGGCUUUUAUUUUUUAUUUUAUUUUUUUUGCUCUCCUCCCCGAUGAUGGGUUUAGGGGCUUUUUUUGUAAUAUUUAUCCUUUUAAUUUGUUAACUUUAGUCACUGCUAACGUAACAAAAUGCACUGUGAUGAUUCCAGUAUUAAUAAAAGUUGUACUGAAAAAAUUCAA
Molecule: messenger RNA, 8645 nt
Organism: Anguilla rostrata (American eel)
Lineage: Eukaryota; Metazoa; Chordata; Actinopteri; Anguilliformes; Anguillidae
Gene: mtss2b
Product: MTSS I-BAR domain containing 2b
Exons: 15
Coding region: 566-2755 (729 amino acids)
Biological process (GO): plasma membrane organization; cell projection assembly
Cellular component (GO): actin cytoskeleton; cytoplasmic side of plasma membrane
Molecular function (GO): actin binding; phospholipid binding
Source: RefSeq, a predicted model, not a curated record